GCCGCUCCCAUAGUACAUGUGAUGCAUGUGUGGGGUAGUGUGUGACUUAAAUGGUUAGAUCGUUGACGGUUUUGUGUGAGUUCGUUGUUAACGUAUAACGGUGUAAAGGCUACAAAAGGCCGUAUAUCGUAGCACUAAGCCCGACUACAAACCCAGUAGCGUCAACCUAAGAAGUGAUUCGAGUACUGCGGGCUGCACCCAUCUUUUUCAGCUGCAAUUUUUGCCUGAUUAAUUAAGUUACAAGGGAAGCUACCACCACAGUUUCGUACUGACCACACUCGAAAUUGGAUAUUCCCGUCGUGUUCGAGAUGAGAUAAAAUCACUCAAGAACCAGAUCUAUUCCUUUCUUAUUUCCUAUUCUGGUUACCGCCUAAAAAAUGGAAAAAGAAGCACCGGCUAUAUUCACCGAAUCAGUGUAUUCUUUAUGCUACUUCACUUGCAUUUCAAAGGGCGAAGGGCAAUCGUAAAUCGUAUUGCAAUGUGCUGCAAUAUCAAUAGUAAAACACUCUGACUGUCACCAAUAGGGUAAUAUAUAGUAGCUACGAUGGCCCGUUCUAGUCAUCAAGAUUCUUUUAAUGAGGAUCGAACCAGAAUACCCUUAACGGUACGCAAAAUUCAUGAUCGAAGGCCUGAAAGCCGCUAGUUCAUAAAAAGGUACAAAUGAAAAUGCAAGCAACGCUAGUCGGGCUUGUUACACUAGAUUGGAUGAAGACUACUAUGUGACAACCAGAUAUGAACUACAAAGAGUUGGGUGUAGCAUACAGCUUAUGCUUUUGAGGUCUUUAUUCCAUGACUGAAUCGAUAUUUUUUAGAAGUGAUAAUCCACGCCGUACGAAUGGAAGACUUUUUUAACAGCGUAAACUGUCGUCUUGUGGUGUUGUUCCUAUACUGACUGAGUGAUCGUCAUGGUGUGUUAUGUGCCAAUUAAUACCACUGAUAAUGAAAGUUGCAGCCGAAACUAAAAGCAUCUGAAAAAUAACACUUUCGUUGCCUACGGCGGUUUGUUGCAGUCAGAUCGGCAAUUUAUCAGUGUUGCGAAAGAUAGCGCAAUGGGUGGAAGCGUUGGCAAAGGUAUUGCAGACUCACUUCCGACGCAGUCAUCCCUUCAUGUCGUCAUGCUUGGACUAGAUUCAGCCGGCAAGACUACAGUGCUCUAUCGACUCAAAUUUGACCAGUAUUUGUCUACAGUCCCAACAAUUGGUUUUAAUUGUGAGAAAAUUAAAGCCACGUCUGGUAAAGCCAAGGGAACGUCGUUUCUUAUAUGGGACGUCGGCGGACAGGAUAAGCUUCGACCUCUGUGGAAAUCAUAUACACGAUGCACAGAUGGUAUCGUAUUUGUCCUCGAUUCGGUCGACUGUGAGCGUAUGGAGGAAGCUAAGAUCGAAUUAACGCGUAUAUCGCGAGAAAACCCUUCUGUACCAGUGCUCGUUUUAGCAAACAAACAAGAUCUGCCAGGAGCGAGAGACCCAGCCGACAUAGAGAAAGCCUUAAGUUUGUCCGAACUUAAUGCUCUCUAUCAUGUGCAGCCAGCAUGUGCUAUCAUAGGCGACGGCCUUGAUGACGGUCUCGAGCACUUGUACGAGAUGAUUCUCAAGAGGAAAAAAUUGGCCAAGCAACAAAAAAAGGCACAAAAAAGUAGAUGAGGCAAUCUGGCGGACGCUCAAGCGGGACCUUCGUCUGCGCCCGCCAGCUUCGUUAGAACUCCGGAAUAUGUUUCAAAUAGCAGGCCCUUGGAAACUGCAAAAUUUGGUGCUGGUAAUACCCGAAACUGGAUUGUCUCAACCCAGUCUGGAGACGACAGCAGUUCUAGGUCCCGAAGUCUCGACGUCUUUGCUCCCUGCACUCCCUCCCAUAAAAGUAGCACUACCAAUAGUGAUCACAGUGAGGAUGCGAUGGGCACCCAGACCAAGUCCUUCCGGAAAUAUCCUAAUCAGAGUAGAGAAAUAUUAAGUAAAACGCAAAUUUGUCAUUCAACGUUACCUGUUCCACAAGCAGAAAUUAAAAUAGUGCAAGAAAACGUGAUGCAGGAUACACGAAGUAGAAAUAGUAUAGUGCUGCGAAAACGCCGCCAGCAGCAUUAUUCGUCUCUGCUUUGAUUGAUUGACGAAUGGAAUGGAAUUCGUUGAUGAGCGUUUUGCCACUCUCGUCCUGCUGUGUGGGCAUUCGAUGUAUAUAUGAAUUGCCCAUAUAUUUCGCUCCACUACGCUGUACCUGUGAUAAUUCUUUUGACCGUUUUAUAUAAUAUAAUACUCGGCCCCCAAUCAAAUUAAAUUGUGAAUGUGUAUCCGUUAGUGUAUCAUAGCUCAAAGUGUAGUGCUUGCAGAUUAAGUGCCCCUUGUAGUUCUGUUAUGCUACGCUAGUUUCCUCGUCGUUCCCAUUAGUCAGUAGCUACACCAACUAUUGCGACGUAGAUACCCAACUAUAUAACAUUCACCUCAAGUAAACGUACAGUCCUCGAUCUGUUCGAUAGGCGUCAUGAGGCACCAGUAGCCCAAGGCAAUAUCCAGACCGCCGACAAGGAGCAAGGGGCGAAUAACCGGCCAAAGAAGUGAAACAAGACUAUCCGGCUGAAGAUACGAACGAAGCAGUAGACUAUGAAUGCGAACGAAUGGACAACAGCAAUAGCAGAACGGUCGGUUUUUCUUGUUGUGACAGGCAAGCGAACACUGGAGGGCUUGCGCCAGCAGCCGACCCGACUGGUUUUGUCGAGUUCUUCCUUUCCUAGGCAACAGUCGAAUAGAAAGACGGUUGCUUGCCGACCCAGCGAUAGCUUCGCGUCGACCGACCAGGCGACCGAUGUUGAAGCUCAUGAUGAUACCGCUGGUGCCAGAGUCCGAACGGCUGUUGCAGAGAAGUUGCUAUAGAGAAGUCGGCCAGCCAGGAGCAAGCGGCUCCGGACGUUGAAAAGCUGUUGCGCAGACCACCUAACAAACAGCAAACGCAGUACAACGAAACAUGUCAUUCACUCGCGGGCUAUGCGCAAUGUGUGUCACGUCGUCGUUGACGCUGGCGGUUACUGCUACAAGAGCAGUCCGUAGCAAGCGCCAAAUUGUCAAGCAACACUUAACUGCCUUGGCGUAAUGCUUUCGUUACGGUGGGUCACCGCUAGCAUCGGGCAAAUGUCAGACCUUUCACCAUCGCCAAAGUGUGGCUUCCUUGUUGUCUGGUGUCGCUGAGACAGCCGUAAGCUCGACUCUUUUUAGAAAUAUAACGUCGAUGAAGUUGUUUUGUACAAAACGACGAUUUUUGCGAUUGUACGGGUCCGUGGUGUACGACCUACUGACAGUACAGUUUGUGCGUUAUAUAACUCAGUAUACCUAUGGUACUGCCACUCUGCUCUACUUGCUAAUGAAGAUAAAAAAAAAAACGGCUGUCUUAUGUUAUAUAGAAAUUAUAAAUUUUAUGCUCGCUCGAUGCAGGGAUUCCACAAGCUCCAACUGCAUUGCGUGCUUUUAAUAGACAUAAAUAAUAGAAGCAAUAUUUUGUAAAUUAUUAGCUCGCCACAGUCGAAAGGUACCGAAGACGGUUUUAUAUUUGCUUUAGCAAGAAAAGGCAUUCGAAACAGUAGCUAUAAUAGAGCUUGCUUUACUGAUUUUCUAUACAACAGUAAUGCGAUAUAAUGCAGAGCUGCAGCUGCAAUAUGUCACUACUUUUGGGAAUGUUUUCGAAAAGAGAUGAUCUGUUGUAUCACUGUCACAAAUGGUGUAACCGCAAAAUACGGGGAUGUAUCACUUUCAAAACAAAUGCACCAGUUACUGAAAAGUUUAUUUUAUUAAUGGUAAUAAAUGUCUUUUGCGGCCGUAAGUAACUUUAAGACUGUAGUUCCAGAUCUUUAUUUCCAAAAACUGAAGGGGCAGUACAAAGGGUAAAUUGCGCCAAGCGUCGCCAUCCUUGCCAAUAAAUUCUGCUUUAUUUGAUUUCAUUAGCCGCACGACCCAAGUUGCUAGCAUCGUACAAAUAUUCGGAGACAUUCUUCAAAAUUCAUUUAUGUUUAUCUAUAAAUUUUAGAAGUCGGUGUAAAGGUCUCCCACGUCGUCCCAAAUUAACAGUCCUAAAGAAGUCAUAAAAAUUUUCCUUUUCGAGCUCUCAUGAACGCAAGUUAUGUGUGAAGUGUAUCCAAGCGUCGUAAAAACUUCACUUUUCAAAUGUGAUCAGCUUUUUUGUAACAAUGUAGGUCUAACUACGUGAGAAAUUGACAGCCAUCAACAAAAACCUUGAACGAUAGCUUUGCAACGCUGUUCUAACAAUCUAAGUAUACCACUGGCUCAAGUAAGGGUUUAUUGUAGUUUAGCACUGCGUACCAGUAGUAAAACAGCUCCAAAGUAAAAACGCAAUGUUAUUGCUUCUAAAGAUUACGCAAUAUUAAUUGAAUCGGAAAAUUACUGUAAUUACGCUUGUUCAACUUGCCCUAUAUGUUAAAAUUUAUUAAAAACACAUUAGAAUUAAUAUGUAAUCAAGAUCCAUCAAACAAAGCUUAUGAAGAAAACCUGUAGACUUAGUACGCCGUUAGAAACAAAGCAUUUAAAACUAGCAAGGGACAAAGAAAUAAUGCAACUCAAUGCUGACUUUCAGUCAGUUUCUUUAAUAGAAAAAGAACUUGUACGAUGAAAUGUGGCUGUGAAUAAUAACGUCUUGGCGAAUAGCUGAGCAAUAUUGUCCAGUACGUAUAUAUUACCUUAGCGUCAUCUAGUCGUUCGUACGGGCUCUAACAAAGUCUGAGAAACGUACCUCAAGGAUUAACGGCCUUGGCAAGUUAAUGCUGACUCAAAACAGAUAAUGGUUCAGUAAUAACCACCCAUUCGCAAUGCUUGAUGUUGCCUCUUUGUACAGCAGUCUAUUAGAGUGUAAUACUCGUGGCAGUGUGAAAUGCUCCCCAACUACUUCAUAUGUAAGCAAUAUCAAAACACACAGGGAGGCAUUGCAGAAUAUUGCUUACACUUUGAGAAUGAUUAACUUAAAUUAAAAGGAACAGAUGUUUAAGCUUUUAGAAUGAAAAGCUUUCUGGUGAAUUUUCCAGCCAACUUUUUCACUCUUGUACGCAAAAAAGUCUUGCAGCUUACACCAAGUCUUGACAGUACGCUACAACAACAAGGUUGCCUAUGUGGAUAUUAUCAUUUCCGUAAAGUAGUCGUUCGGAGGAGAAGUAGGAAAGUGCCACAACAACAAUGACAUAGCCAUACUCGGGGUGGGAGGCAAAAAUAGCUUACCUGUUAAAGCAGAGGUUGAAAAUAAAUACGUAGAUGGUCAUUCAUAUACAAAAGUAUAUAGAGAUAACGAUUAAUAUUAUUUGUUAGUUAUUCUACAAACAAUGGCUUCAGAGUAAUAAAUGCGUAAAUGUUCAUACACCGUUCGUGUAAGAUAAAAAUAGUUCCUUAGUAUAAUUAACGUAUCUACCAAAUGCGAGAGAUACACGCUUUGAUAGAUGAAUAACACGCUACGGUAUCUGGUUUAAACAAAUAUAUACUUUUUCAAUUCUCUUCCUCCGUCCUAGUGCAAUGGUUGAUGAAAUACGCAAGAUGUUCUGUAAUAAAUAUUUUUGCUUAGCUGUAUGUGUUAACUUCUAUACUACAAAAGAUUAAAACGUCAACUAUGAUUGCUACAUACAAAAGCUUAAACUGUAUUCAAUAAAAUUAAAACAUAUUUAGGCAAACUAACGGGUCAAUAAUGGAACUUAGUGCCAUUGGUGGACCAUAUUUGAAUAUUUACGUGGCUGUGCGUGUUAUGAGGCCAUCAUUGUAGAAUAAUAAAUACAUUUUAAUAAUCGUUACCUGCUUAUAUUUUUUUGUGUGUGAACAACCAGUUUCCUUACUGUCUGUGCUACAACCGAAAGUCUAUUGCUUACUUUAGACCUUUCUGUUUCAAAACCAUAAGCCUACUUUUAUCCUCCUUUCUUCUGUUUAAAUACUGUGCAGUUCGGGCAGGCGGUGAUUAUUUAUAGCACUCUUUAUUAAUAAUAAAUCAUAUUACAGAUAAUUGUAUAUCUUUGUCUGCCUGAGAGUGCCAAUAUUAACAAUAUUUUUCAUAGAUAAUGUAGUAAUAAUGAUAAUAAUAAUGUAAUAUUAAGAGGUUGUUGCUCGUAAUUGUAUUGAUUGAAUACCAAUGGAGGCUUUGAGAGAUGAUGUAUUAUUCGAUAAGAAAAUCCUAUUCUGUAUGUAAGAAAAUUCAAAUUUUUUCAGCCAUGUAUAUCAUCCCUUGAGAGGUCAAGAACAACACUGACGUCUUAUAAUACUAUAUUACUGUAAUAUAGAAUGUAUAGCUAUCAUGUAAGACUCUUUACUGGCUCGAAUUUGGCAUCUUCUACUUGCACUAAAAUAGAAAGGCUGCUAAGAAAGAAAUAGUAAAAAGGUUAAUAACUAAGCAUGUGUCGGAAGUCAGAUUUGAUCAAUAUAAAGAAUACAGUGUAACUUAAAAAAACAAGUGGCCCAUUCGAAGAAAUUGAGAAUGUCAUUGGAAAUGAUCUCACAAUAGGUUACUAUAAAUGAAAGAAAAUCUUUAGAAUAAGCAAAUUAGUAAUAAAUUUAUCAUACAUAAUAAAGUAACAGCAAUUUAAAGACGACAUAUUGAAAUGAGUUUUUACUCAGGUAUGCGCGUUUAUCAAAAAUGCCAUAUUUUUAUCAAUCUUACAAUUCGCGCACCGUUAUUUAGAAACUUUUCUAAAAACAACGUAAUCAACAUUAAAAGUUUUCUGAUUCAAUACCUGUGAGUAAGAUGUGCAGCAUGACCGAAAGAAAAUAACAUUCUCGUGUGUCUGUUAAUUUCAUAGACAGAAAAUUUUAAAUUGUUGUAAAAUCGUUGAGUAUUCAUAUAGGAUUCUAUACAACAAAAAUGAAAUACAUAUUCUUAGAUCAUUAAUAAAGAUUGCCCAUUUAUUGUAUUUCGCCAUCUCACAUCAUCUCUUUUGCUGAUAGCCGGCAAAAUAUUCAUGGAGGUAACAGAGAAAACUCUAAGCCAUCAUCGUUUGUCUUUUCUUUUAGUGUCUGUGGAUCUUAAUGUAAUGCUUGACUUCGCAUUUACCUUUCGGACCAAGCUUGCACAACACGGGGUGCCAACAAGAAUGUUAAACCUGUCAAAAGAUAUCCUGCGGAGUGACGUGGUUAUUCGGGGCAAUAAUGUCACAAAGUGAGGGAGUAUCCAACAGACGACACGACUGGCUCAAAGGAACACCUAUACGUUGAAAAUCUCGAAAUGUAUAACAGGAGCGGAUUUCACCUGCAACACUCGCUUGCAUCCCUCAGUAACAUCGUUGGAAAACAUUCGCUGGUGCUAACCCAAAUCGCACGUUCAUGUGAGUCCAGAACGGAAGAGGGAAGGACUUGUAGCUGUCGUAUACGGCCGCCUGGUGUACCACAGGGGUAUUACCAACAAUACAGUAAUUGUAUCUACAAGUUUUACUACACUACCUAAAUACCUAUGCCCUUCAAAAGCCAACCUUCGAUUGAUGUAUCUCCUGUUAUUCCAGACCUAUAAAUUACCAGAGCACCCACAGCCUAAAUUUCUAAUGUUCACUUAUGAGUGUCCGUAAGCUCGCGCAUACUUAACUCCAUCUUAUAUUAGCAGUAGCUACAAAGACUGCUCCUAGAGCUUUCUAUACACCACGGUUCCUUAAGCUCAUAAAUGACCUACAAAAUUAAAUACAUUGGCCUAAUUAUAAAAGAAUUGAAGCUCUGGUAUAACAGCAGAGCCGAGCACUAAAGUGUUUACCCCGCCUCUUCACCGCUACCACAUAAACCAUGCGCUUAUGUUUUUAAAACUCUGGCAGUUUUGCCUUUACCUUCCUAUGCAGAAUACUUAUUUUAUGUCUGCAUUGCUAAAAUUCUGCAUGAUGGAUAUUUUAUUGCCAGUAACCUUUACCAAGUGGAAUUCUUUGAUGAGCCUAAUUCUUUUUCUAUGAUGUUUAGGAUACAUAUACAGUAUUAAGUCUUCUCAUAGGUUCGCGUCGAAUCGGUUUACAUUUUGGCGCCACUAACAACAUUGGAUGAUAGAAAUAAGCGAUUAUUUACUAUAGUUGUAAGGUUGUCUGCCAGCUUUCACAAACUCAAUAGGUGUAUUUAAAAUCGAGUUUGUAGUUUUAUUUGGAAUAGGCUAAGUAUGAGCUGGACGCAUACGUAGACUCAAUACCAUAGCUGGUUACGCUGUCAGAAAGUGGUUUCUUUGGUGUAGAAGCGGUACGUUUGGCAUCGAAGACUACGCAUACACAGGUCGACCUUCUGACUAUGAAGACGUUGAAAUUUUCACAAUACUCGGUUAUAACCCACGUAUGACAAACUACAGCAAAUACAGGAGCAUCCAAACCAUAACCGAACGCUUUCUAAAACUCAAGGAGGACAAUUCUUUCUUUUCAGAAAUAGUAACAAGGUAGUGAAAAGUGGAUAAUUAGCAACAUCACUAGGGCGGAAUAUGGUCAAAGGGCGGUAGUGCCCUUUAAACGAGAGCUGAAGCUAGACCCUAUUGAAAAAAAUAAUAUUGUACAUUUAGUGGCGUUAUAAAGAAGUGCUCUUCUAUAAGUUUCUCUCAACCAAAUAAACCGUUACCGGCCGUAUAGUCCACUCUCGAUUUUAAAUCCUGUUUGCAGUUCAUGAAGAAUCUGUGAGCGGCAUAGAAAAAGAAUCGAAAACCACCGAUCUGUUGUGCUUUACGGUGCCCAUUAUCUAAGAUGAAUGUCUUAUAAGUAGACAAUAGGUCAUCAUAUAGGAAAUCAUCGGUUGUUUUCUAAAAUAUGCUUGACUAUUGCCCCUUUCGGCGAAAUCUUUAUUCUGUGCUCGGACGGCUCCCCACAACUACGACUCAUUGACCCGUCAAACAAUCGAAUCUACCUUACACAUUUGCAAGUUUACCACCAAUAUGCGGCUUACUGCGUCUGACGUCGCUUAAUCUGAUUUUCUUGAAAUUAGUGAGGCCAAAAUUUCACUGCAUGAAGAUAUAGUCGUUUAAUAUGGUUUAAUCGCAGACUGCAUUGACCUCAUACGUUUAUCUUAUUUGAAAAUCUUAUGAAGUCCUCUGCCAAGAAGUGUAUUAAUUCCUAAUAAUAUAAUGGUCUAAUUUUAUUCUAAUAAUAUAACGCGGCAUGCGUCACGAGAUUCCCAGGACACUCACCUAAUGUCGCGCAUUCAAUCACGUCACGCACGAUUCCAUUUUACAACAAAGUUUCUCGAUGGUCUUGAGCUAUCUAAUCUUCGAUUCGUCGAUAGGACCACGGUAGUCGUCCACAAUUUAUACCCUAACCGAAUAGCCACAACAAUUGCCAGAAGCUCAUUCCUAGACCAAGUCGUGCUGCUGCCAGGGGUUACAUAAUUAGUCCCCGAAGAUGCGAACAUCUCUCUACAGUUAUAUCUCGCCAUGAGUACUCACAAAGCCCAAUUUUAAAUGCUCGUCGACGUUCCCGCUCAAUAGAUUCACCUUCAACUAUGGUUAGGUUAGGUAGCUGUGAAGCACGUCUAGGGCCCCGACCAUGCGAAAGUAUUCUAACUGAUGAUCGCGAAACUCAAAAUAUUGACUUGCUCCAUGCACACCUUAUGCCACACAGACGUGCUAAUUCACCCACUGGCAACCAAGUUCGGCGUUGCCCAGCAUCACACAUGCCAUCUCGACGAAGGCGCCUUCUUUGUGGUAUCGUCGAUUUUAUUGUAGAUAUGAAUAAAGUUAUGACCUGCUGAGCUCAGACGUAUCCGGCGUUUUGCACAGAGGGUGUAAAAACUGCAAGUAGUUAUGAGUCCCGCUUUAAGUUGGAUAGCAUUUGUGCUACAAAUUAACUACGCAUCUAUACUAAAUCUUUAGUUUCCGUUCAUCUGUACUUUACAACGGGUUCACAUUUAUUGACUAACCGAAAGACAACACAGGCAUGGAGCGAAACUCGUUGGCUAUUUUAAUACACUAUGUUUAUAUUACUAAAGCUCUGCGUCUAUCUGUUUAUCUGCUUGUACAACUCACAUCAAUCUUAUAGAGUCCUCAGAUUGGGCUAAUUUUGGUAGGUCGCUAAAAUUCUAUUAGGUAUUCUAAGAGGUGGAAGGAUUAUUUCAAAGAUCAUUGGCCCAACAAUCGUUGGGAAAGCUCCAAAAGGUUGUACUGAAAAGCUGCUUGUUAUCUCAAGUUCUACAAAAUGGGCCCAGCGUUAAAUUUAAGAGAAAAUUUAUAGUUUUCACGUUUUACACGCGGUUUGAUUUAGCAUAUGAAUUGAAAUAGGAAAAAAGGAUAAAUGUAAUCGGGUAUUAAGAUUAUAAGACUCUUCCAACUGGAGAGCAGGAAGAACGUUAGAAGAGCAUGGAGUCUGGGUUAGUUAAAGUCUCAGACUGGCGCCGCGUGUACGGCUUGUAUUUAUUUUUCGUGUUUUACGUACUUGAACCUUUAGGUAAUAUUUCAGGUGCCUGGCGUCUAACACGAAGCUAAGUGUGUUUACGCUUGGUUUUGAGUCUAAACCACCACGUGAGUUUAGCAGGCAAACACAUUACUCACUACGCUAUCACGGGCAUAACUACGUACCUGGCUGGAGGAUCCCACCUGGACCUUUAUAAAAGCAUUUCAUCUAGAAAAAAGCAAUAGUUUACAAACGUUAAGGAUUAGGUGCUACACGAAUCGAAUAUUAGAACAGACCGAUAAAAUAACUGUACUCUGGAAGAGAACUGUUAGAGUAUUUCCAUAAGGGAAAGGAGUUACUGCAAGGAGUUAAAUGUCGCUAAUGGAUGGACUGAAUUAGGAAGAAAGGAUUAUUGUAAUAGGACAGUUGCCACAAGUUAGCGGAAUUAGUAUCACAGAAUCUUAAAUUAAUUCUAACAGGAUAAAUGCAGAGGUGUUCGCCUGAAAUCGGACUAUAGUUUACUUUUAACUACGUGUAACGCGAAUAAAAUCUUUCUUUCGUUGGUGGUGUUUGUCGGACUCUGGGGUCCGUUUAUGAGAUCGUUUUUUGAGUUGUCUAUUCGGUAUCUCUUUUGCGUUGAUCUAGGCUGCAAAUAUUGCGCUGAUCUAGGCUACUUUAUGUGCAAAAAAAGAAUAAAUUGAUACAUGAGCUGGGACAUUUUUUAUUAGAAACUGAGCGUAUAUUUUAAAUGUAUAGUGGCGUCUGCUGUUAUGCAGGUCCAAUGGCGAUAGCCGUUUGGCUUCGAUACUAAGAGCAAAAAUAUACAGUAUGUAUUAAAAAUAAAAAAAAUAUGAUAAUAAUAAUUAUUAUCAGGAAGGCAACUGUAUAAUGCAAUGUUACGCGCCAAAUACAACGCCAGUGCUGUCGAAGAUCUUAUAUUUUAAAAGAAUUACCACCUAAGCACAUUGUCUCUUUCCACGGCUUGUGGCGAAAUAGAUGUUGCAAUUUACUAGAAUUACAAAGAUUCGCCUUAAAUGUGUAGUCUUUCUUUUAUAUCUGAGAGGUCUGCGGCCAAAUUACGAAUUUGAUAUAAAAGACCCAAUUUUGGUUUAAAGUUGGUCUUAGUAACUUGACGGGAGCAGUAUGAAAGUUCGCUUUCAUUCCGCUGAACUGUCUGCUUUUAGACUCUAUUGCGAUCUUUAAAAUACUGGUCUACAUCAUACAACUUUAAAAUUUUAUAAUGUACAUAUAUACAUUUUCCUGUUUCCUGGCCAGAAUAAAAUAUCUGUUCGGCAACAUGCAGGAGCGAGGAUAUAGCGCAACCAAGCUUUAUAUCUAGAAUUC
Varroa destructor (honeybee mite) is the source of this 11635-nucleotide messenger RNA. RefSeq lists its product as uncharacterized. The record is from RefSeq and is a predicted model, not a curated record. NCBI's taxonomy places the organism in Eukaryota, Metazoa, Arthropoda, Arachnida, Mesostigmata, Varroidae.